AUGUACAUGGUGGGAAGAGGCUCAAAGGAGAAAACAGUGAGCCUCCCCCGGACAGUGGCCGGCGGUGAACUGGAAGUGGUUGAUGAAUUCGUGUACUUGGGAUCUCUGAACACCGCCGACAACAAUACCACGAAUGAGAUCCAACGACGCAUUCAAGCUGGAAAUCGUGCAUACUUUGCGCUCCGCAAGACGCUUCGGUCAAGGAGAAUACAGCAUCGCACAAAGCUAUCGGUGUACAAAACCUUAAUAAGACCAGUGGUCCAUUAUGGACUCGAGACUGUGACGCUGCUCACGGAGGACAUACGCGCUCUGGCUGUCUUUGAGCGGAAAGUGCUGCGGACUAUUUUUGGUGGAGUACAAACGCGGAGAGUGGCGCAGACGUAUGAACCAUGA
This is a messenger RNA of Toxorhynchites rutilus septentrionalis, 393 nucleotides long. RefSeq lists its product as uncharacterized. The record is from RefSeq and is a predicted model, not a curated record. The transcript has a single exon. The coding region runs from base 1 to 393 and encodes 130 amino acids. NCBI's taxonomy places the organism in Eukaryota, Metazoa, Arthropoda, Insecta, Diptera, Culicidae.